Molecule: messenger RNA, 196 nt
Organism: Ostreococcus tauri
Lineage: Eukaryota; Viridiplantae; Chlorophyta; Mamiellophyceae; Mamiellales; Bathycoccaceae
Product: unnamed product
Exons: 1
Source: RefSeq, a predicted model, not a curated record
AUGCCGAUGACGAUCGCUGCUGUGAUGCAUCCGACGGCGAUGGCAGCUUGUUCUAAAUCUGUCAAACCGCCGUUCAGACUCGGCGGCGGACUCGGCGGUGGACUCGACUGCGGCGGCGGGCUCGGCUGCGGCGGGCUCGGCUGCGGCGGGCUCGGCUGCGGCGGGCUCGGCGGUGGCGGGCUCGGCGGCGGCGGAC